GCCUGAUAUGUCAUUCGAAUUUUCAUUUUCUUUUCAUUAUUUGAAGAAGAAAUUUUAAAAUGUUUGUCGAAACUUGGAAUAUCUUGAGAGAAACAAUUGGAAAUGUGAAAAAUGCUGAGGUAUUCGACGUGAACACUCCAGAAGAUCUAUACAAACUCUUUUUCUUUUGCCACAUAUUUUCCUGGAUUGUGGUCCUCUGGAAAUUGAGAGAUUGAGAAUUUCAAUGUACUGUUCAAAAUUUUAGUCUGUAAAUUUCGAAUGAAUUAUAUACCUAUCAUUAAUAAAUUGCCUAAAUUUCUUUAUCAAUAGAAAUUUCAAAUUUGAAUUUGAAAUCGACAUUGACACCUGUUUGGCCGUGCCGUGACGCAGGCGCAAUGAUUUGUUUACAUGUUUCACUAGUUUCAGUUUGAAAUAGUUUCAAACAGGAAACUCAAGAAUUUUUCUAAUGAUGACCAUUCAUUUUCCCAUCAUGAAAGGAAACUUAUAGUUCGAGUAUGGGAGAUCAGUAUAUCUCGUCUUACCACAUUGAAAAAUUAGGGCACAAACUGCAAGAGAUUCGUGAAAGAUCCCUUUUCAACAUAAUAUCUAAGCUUGAAAAUGGAAUUUGCUUCGACAAUGACCUGGCUAGAACCAAGGAACUCAUCACAAAGUUGUUCAAAUGGUUCUUGUUUGAACCUUGUACUCAAGAAGAACUUGUAUUUGCACUGCUCAAGAGAAUCUUAAAGUCUGAAUCUGGUAAAACACUCAUUAACCACCUAGGAAAAGAGUUGAUAACAAGAGAGCUUCAACAAACUAGAACUUAUCUAGAACCAAAGUUUUUGCCAUUACUUGAUGAAAUCUCAAGCCUCAUAGAACAAGAUACAGAAGGAAUAGUUCCACCACUGGAAUGUGAAAUACCUCUUAGCUAUAGAACCUCCAGCACAAGUAAUAUAGGAAUUACCCCAAAUUUUGGCACAACUGCUACACCUAUUGAAGGUUAUGUGCAGAAAGCUACAUCAGUUGAGCAACAAGGAGGAUAUAACAAGAACUCUGAUAGCUUGUCUGUAGAGGAUCUUUCAACUUAUAGAAUUGAAGACAAUGUUGAUUGUACCAGUGCUUUCUGUCUGCCAAAUUUCUAUUUUGAUUGGCAGUCCCUCAUUGAACCUGAUAGACAUGUAUUAUAUUCCAUUGAAAAAUCACUUCUUGAGCCUCCACAACCUGUGGCACUCUUACAUGCCUGUGAGUUUUUUGCAAAUGUUCUAUUGCAUGAUUUUCCUGCUGAAAUAUUCUUACAGAGACCUAGCAUAAUUUUGGAGUUUUUCAAUUUAAUGUCUUGUGGAUCCACUCGUAUUACAAAUGCUGUUUUAAAUUGUCUUUGUGAUCUCACUGAGGCUCUGAGAAUGAGAAUUCAUCAUUGCAAUGAUAUAUCAAUGAGAAAUUGCAGAAAAGGUUGUUCAUCAAAUUCUAACCUAUUGACUGAUUGUUCUCUACUGAGUGUCAACAGAGGUUCUGAUAAACAAGAUGUUCCUUCUGAAAUUGUUGAAAAAUUUGAGACACCAGAAGAUGUUGAAAUUCUUCUAAAAAAACAACUUUCUACUCCAAAAUUCUGUUUUAUGACUGCUGAUACUGUUUUCAAAUAUCUCUGUGUGAAACCAGAAAUUCUUAAUGAUAGAAAAGUGAAGUCCAAUCAGGUUGCUAUCAAUUUUUGUCUAGUUUUACUAGAUAAGUUGAUAGAUUUGAUGAGACUCUGCUUGGGGAAUAAAAUAUGGGAUGAAAAACAAAAUGAAAAAACAUUGUCUGUUCUGAAAGAUUUUACUGAAAUUUUUGUAAAAUAUGGAAUGGCACUAGAACAUUUUCGGCUGGAGUCCAUGAGCUGUGAUAAUAAUAUAAAAUACAGGGUGGUAUAUAUUUAUUUACUUCUUAAUUGUACAAAGUUACUCUCAAAACUGGUACCAGUAGACAAAGCACAUAUCAUUUUACCCAGGAAUCUCAAAACUGCUCUAUCCAACUGUUUACUGGAUGUUACAUUUGGCAGGCUUUACCAGAAUGCUCACAAUAUGAUUCUAAAUUAUGUACAGAAUUUUAGCUUAGGAGAAGAAUGUAAUGAUUAUUUGAAAAAGUACAGAGAUGUGAAACAAAUCUGCAUAGGAAUCACUUCUACUGUUAAAUUUCUCAAACAAUACAAAAAUUUGAGUUUCACUGAAAAUCUUCGCCUAGCUGUAGAAUCAUUGCCAAGCAUAGAGUUCCAUAAAGAUCUUGAUUAUUUGAAAAUUUUUGUUGAAGUUUGUUCUGAGAAAUUACCACAGACAUUAAAUGGAACUGCAAAAAUGUCCACAGUAGAAGAAGUUGUACUAUCACUUUUAUCACAUGGUGUUAUGGAAAUUAGAGAAGAAAUGUAUAGACUUUGCCAGAGAGUUGUCAUUUCGAAUAUCGGUCCAAAACUGAAUAUGUCCUAUAGUGGGGUGGCUGGAUCUCAAAUCUUGUUCCUAUUAACCUCGAAAAUUUUAGUAGAAAUAGCGACCUUCGGAAUGACCAGUGACAAUUUAGAGAUACAAAGAUAUGCAGAAAGCAUCCUAACCUAUCUGCUCAAGUCAAAGAUUUUGAUAUGCGAAACAAUUUGGGAUAGAGCCGUUCAAGCCCUUUUGCCGUCUCUACCGAUCAUAGCUUGCCAUGCGACGAACAACUCGAUUUUGGGAAAAACUUUGAUCAGUCUUAUGGACCCAGACGCCUCUAAAGAUGCUUGCAUACCGAAAAUAUCGAUGCUCAAGUGCAACAUAGAGUUUCUGUUUUCUGAGGAGGUUUAUUUGCGAGAGGAGGCCUUUUCGAGGAUAUCUUGGCUGAUAUCUUCUCAGGAAAAGUCGAGGGAGAUGUUGCCUAGGUUCAACACCCUGUAUGAUAGCUCGUUGUCUACCGUUUGUAGACUGAAAAAGGUGGUGGAUGUCAAUAAGUCGAGACGGACUGAACACUUCUAUCAGCCUAGUAGUUUGCAUCAAGUGCUAGAAGUCCUCGUUUCGAAGAACGUCGAACCGGUGAUCAGGAGAUCCGCCCUGAAUCAGAUCAGCGUCAUGAUGGAGGAUCCUUUACUGCAUACCAUUUUCUUGGACGCCAACGGUCUCGACAUAGUCGUCGACAUUCUCAAAAGCGCCCUCAUCGAAAACGAUUUCACCAACUAUCCGGAUGCCGUGAUACCGAUCGUGUCGAUUUUGAAGAAUGUCUGUUUUUAUAACGGGACGGCUAGAGAGGAGUUGAGUUUGAACGAGGAAGUGUUUUUUUGCGUCUUGAGAGGUCUCUUUUUGUUUUUCACCGAGGAUAGGAUGAAGCAAGACGCCGCAACACUAUUGUUUAUUUUGAUAUUCAAAGAUUUCGUUGUUGGCAAUCCGUCCAUGGCAAAUUUUUCCCUACCGCACAUUGUGACAGAAAAAAUGUUGGUGCCAUUCAUAUGUGCUACUCAUUGGUCUGUCAGUGAUUACACCAAAGAGAGUCUCAAAGAUAAAAUAGUUGCUGAUAGGUGGUGUCUGAGUUCAAUUCAAAUCCAGUGGAAUGCAGCAAUAUUCGGAGGCUUCGAGUCGUUGGUACACCAUGAAGAAAUAAAUUACGAAAGCCAUUCAAUGUUAGAUUUUGUGGAUGUAUUAAAAUUGAGCAAAAUCGACUUGAGAGCUAUCAAAGCUUCCUGUAUCGAAUUCUGUGUCAAACACUAUUUGAAUAAUAUCCAAAACGGGACAUGUCAUGAUAUGGUCAUCGAUUCUAUUGAUCACUUAACUCUGUACGCCCACUUAUACAAAGUUGUGAAGUAUUUUGAUGAUAUACAGGAUGAUCAAUGUUUUCUUUUGCAACCAUGGGAAAAAUCAUUUGCUAGAUUUUUAAAAGUGUUGCCGUCUUGUGAAGAAGAUUCCUUAUUGUUGAAGAAAGUCAUCCAGUUUUUAUCCGUACUAAGCACCAUUUAUACAACAACCGAACCCGACAAUUGGAUAACAUUGUUUUUGAAGGACAGUGGUCAGUCCUUACUGGAUUUGCUCAGCAUUGACAGUACAACAGACGAAGAAAGUAAAAUUGUAGGCCAGGAGAUAUUGAAGUUGAUAACAAUUUGUGUGAAAAAAUCUCAAAAUUACAUCGAUAGCUACCCACCUAGAUCCGUUAAAGGGAAACCAUGGACUCACGUCAUCAAAAUGAUCGCGGAGAAUUUGAAAUUCAGUGAGACCCAACAUUUCUACAAUUUAGCUUAUUUAGAUGCUUUGCUUUCCUGCCUGGUGAAUCUGACUGCCACUCUGGGCUGGAGCGAUUCCAAAAAGAAUACCGAAUCCAAAAAUCUGCUGACGCAGAUGGUUUCUGGGUUAUGCGAACUUGUGGGGGCUUUUCAUUCAGGCAAAGGGCCUGUUGCAGCUAUUUCUGUAAUGGGAUUGAGCAUCACGAGACAUGUCUUGUUGGUGCUGAAUCACCUACUUGCAGAACUACAAAACGAAAAAGUGAAGGGAUGGGAAACCAGUUUUUUCGAUGAUACUGAAGGUCCUAACCCCCUGCUGAGUUUUGUAGCAUUAUGGUCUAGCAGAGACGUGAUUUUGAGGGCAGGAGCCCUACAGUUAUUCAGUGGAUUGGCCGUAUCGCCCAGAGUUGCUAUAGAAAUUGUAAACGGCCUCAACAUGGAGAAUCCAACUAUUUGGGAACUGGCUCUGACCAUACUAGUCGAUCACAAUGAAGCUAGUAUUGUUAGAGAAAAUGCUGCCCAGUUGCUAGCUAAUUUGGCAGGGCAAGCGGCUCCCCUCCAUAGCGAAAAGAGUCUGGGGACAUCUUUGCCCGCUUUGAAAAAGAGUUGUUCUAUGACUAUCCUAAACUUGGUCGAGGAUUUUGAUUUGUACGGAAAUUUGGAAAUAAUUAUCAGCAGCUUGUUCACUCUCAACCUACCUGAGGGUUCUAAGCAAACGAAAAAUACGGAAAAAAAUAAUUUCGUCAAAUAUUGCUCGUCAUCGGAAAAAUCUUGGGAUUCGGCAAGCGAAAGUUAUGAAAAUUCCACUGUCCUUACAACUCCAGGCUUGAUAAGGUCGCUCGCAAACUUUUUGCUAAAUUUGUUCAAUCUAGAACCUGACAGGGUGAGCAAUAAACUUCAGGACCUUGGGAUAGUCAAGUUGCUAUUCAGAACUCUGUGUACUGCUUCCAUGAGUAUUUCCAAUACAAGAGAACUGUCGUUGUACUGUGACAUACUUGAAAUGAACACCAUGGUUUGUUCUGUUCUUAUCAGGUUAGCCAGUACAAACCCAAUUUGUUUAGGAACGAUUCUGCAUACCAGGGACUGUCUGAAUCUUUUAUUUUCAUUGUUGAAUCCAAGAAUCUACAAUAUACAUCUCCCUCAGCUGAUGUAUCUCAGGAACAAACUGUGGUGCGAAAUAUUCACUUUGAUAUCCACUUUGGUGGAGUUUUGCGGGGAGUCUGAGGGAAAUUUGACAGCUAGAUCUGUGGAAAUUAUCUCAAUCUAUGCCGGAACGCUCUUAGAAUUGGGAAACGAGCCGUUUUUCGAAACCGUCUGCGAAUCCAUAAGUUAUCUAGGGUCACAUGACCUACAGAAUUCUGCAUUGACAUCUCUCACCUGCUUGCUACGCAUCGAGAACUACAGGGUGUUUGAAAAAACCACCUCUCCGGAGGAAGGCAUGUUCAAAGUAGAAUCAUUACAAAGCAUGCUAGAUUCCGUGAGAACAUCCAGAUCUAUAGUAAUUUCCGAUGCCAAAGAAAACGUCGAACCGAGAAAACAUCGUGGAAAGCAAAGCAGCGCUAGGCAGCUGGAAAAUUACAGGAUGAACGUACUAGAAGAAGCUUAUUUCGAUAAAGCUCUGGCUAGAAAAAGUGAUUCUAACGAGGAAAUCGAGGUCCGGAUUGUUGAUUACAAUGAUGGCUUGGUAUCAGGAGCUGAGAUUUGCAAAAUUUUGCUUUACCUCUACGACAUUUGCGACCUUGAAGCUAGCGACGCGCAAUUCAACAAACAAAAAUCUCUGGUGAUCGCUGCUCUGUCUUCCCUCCUCAGCAUUUCUAGGGCAGCCAAGCGUUACGCCAUGGAAAGCGGCCUUGUGUCCCUAGUACUCAAACAGCUCAGGCAGUGUCACGUGAGACUCAGUCUGGAGUCGGUGGACAGUCUGCGAAGGAUUUCCGGAAAGAAGAAAUGUUGUCCGGUGUUGAACAGGGUGGACGAGCUGGUGGUUUUGUUGAACAAUUUCAUGUUGGAGGACGAAAGUGUGAAAGUCGAGGCGGCUAGCGCCAAUUUGGCUGAUGUGGUGCACAAGCUGUGGGUUUGGUUUUCGGUGCAGAACGGCUAUUUGGUGAAUGCGCUGAAGAUGGUUUGCACGUAUACGACUGACUGUGGCUUGGCUUGUCAGACCUUGCCCUUAACUAGUCCUGUGGCAGGAUCUGGACCCCGAAAGUCGCCAAGCACUGUGUCCUUGUUGCAUACCAUCAUAACAUUGAUCAACAAGCAAAUGGACCAAAUAAGUAGGACUCAUGACAUCAGAGUAUUGGAGAUCUCUUCCAAUAUCCUACAGAAUGCGUGUUCUUCUUUGGAGUGCCGUGUGUUGAUCUCAAAAAGCAACCUUUUCCAAUGCCUUCCCCGGCUUCACCCCGCCAUCACGAAACGCCAAAAACCCUGGGAGAACCUGGAGCUGAUCUGGUUGGACCUUCUGCAGACGUUCACGACGCAUCCGGAAGGUCAGGCGACCGUCGCAAAAAUCCCCGAAGUGUUGGACCUGAUCAUGGCAUUGACUUCCGGUGCGCGUGCGCAGAAUCGCGCAGCGGCCAUGCUUGUGUUGAGAAACGUGGCUUUCCAUCAGCCGAACAAAGCUAGGCUGUUAAGUUCAAGCGACUUUUUGAACAUUUUGGGAACCAAACUAACUUCCGGUUGCGAAGAAGAAAAAUAUAUCGUGGUGGUCAUCAUGUGGGCCUUGUCUGCCAACAGCCAAAAGGCGAAGAUUAUCCUGAAAUCGAUUCAUCUGGACGAUAAGCUGGAAAAUUUCCUGAAACAUUGCCAGCUAUUUAGUAACGGACGAUCCGAGGGUAUUGCAGAAGAGAAGUUGAGGAGAAUGUGCUAUGUAUUAGAUAUGUUGAGAGAUAAGGAUAAGGUCAGGUGACGAGGAUUCAUUUGUGUCUGCAUUUUGAUUAGUUGUUUUUAUAUCUUUAUGACAUUUUGAUAAAGUUUUACAUUCGAAUAUUUUACAUGAAAUUUUGUGUAUUUUUCC
Phaedon cochleariae (mustard beetle) is the source of this 7190-nucleotide messenger RNA. The record is from the annotation of a GenBank genome assembly. Lineage: Eukaryota; Metazoa; Arthropoda; Insecta; Coleoptera; Chrysomelidae.